AUGAACUUCCUGACGAAUUUCGUGUUUCUCGACGAGUCUGCUUUUGAUAUCAAUAUGAAACACUUAAGAGCUUGGUCCAAAAAAGGUACCCGUACUAUUGUUACUAGACCUACUACGAGAGCAAACACAACGUCCAUACUGGGUUCUGUCUCUGUCGCAGAUUUGAUUACCGUCGGCAAGACAAAGGCUGACGGACAUAUAAGCUCAGGAACAAUAACUGGUCACUACAUUAGUUUCUUAAAAGUAACUCUCGAUGAAAUGGACAAUCAUCCACAUAUGAAAGGUCACUAUAUAGCCAUAGAUAAUGCACCUAUUCACACUCAUGAAAGCAUAAAAAGAACAAUUCUGGGCGGUGGCAAAGAUUAA
Messenger RNA from Phycomyces blakesleeanus NRRL 1555(-), 366 nucleotides. RefSeq lists its product as hypothetical. The record is from RefSeq and is a predicted model, not a curated record. Gene Ontology annotation, molecular function: nucleic acid binding. The transcript is spliced from 3 exons. Lineage: Eukaryota; Fungi; Mucoromycota; Mucoromycetes; Mucorales; Phycomycetaceae. The coding region runs from base 1 to 366 and encodes 121 amino acids.